AUGGCUGAAGGCAAAAAUGCAGUGAUCACUGGGUCAACAAGUGGCAUUGGUCUUGAUAUUGCUCGUACGUUAGCAAAAAAUGGAGCUAAUAUCGUUAUUAAUGGCUUUGGUGAAAAGCAAGUCAUCGACAAAAUUGUCGAAGAGCUGCAAGGUUAUGGUGUUCAGGCCGCCCAUCACCCUGCGAAUAUGUUGCGAUCGAAUGAAAUUAAAGAGAUGAUCCAGUUUACUAUUGAAACAUUUGGAUCGGUCGAUAUCUUGAUUAAUAAUGCUGGAAUUCAGCAUGUUUCACCUAUUGAAGAUUUCCCCGAUCAAACAUGGGAAAAUAUCAUCGCUAUCAAUCUAUCGGCUGCUUUCUACACCAUGAAAGAAGCUAUGCCAUCGAUGAAGAAAAGUAACUGGGGGCGAAUAAUAAAUAUUGCUUCAGUUCAUGGCUUGGUAGCCUCUGUCGGUAAAACUGGCUAUUGUGCAGCCAAGCAUGGACUUGUUGGUUUAACCAAAGUCGUUGCGCUAGAAACAGCUGAAGCAGAAAUAACUUGUAAUGCUAUUUGCCCUGGCUUUGUUUUGACACCAUUAAUUGAACAACAAAUUGAAAAUAUAGCCAAAAAGGAAAAUAUAUCUAUUACUGAAUCUCAACAUCGACUUUUAGCUGACAAACAGCCUGCUAAGCAAUUUGUUAAAACAAAAGAUCUUGGUGAAUUAGUCUUAUUUUUGUGUAGUGAUGCAGGAAGAUUAAUGACUGGUGCUUCUCUAACUAUGGAUGGAGGUUGGACUGCUCAAUAA
Molecule: messenger RNA, 780 nt
Organism: Trichoplax adhaerens
Lineage: Eukaryota; Metazoa; Placozoa; Uniplacotomia; Trichoplacea; Trichoplacidae
Exons: 1
Coding region: 1-780 (259 amino acids)
Molecular function (GO): 3-hydroxybutyrate dehydrogenase activity
Source: RefSeq, a predicted model, not a curated record